GGGCUGCCAACUUUCCAACACUCCAGCGAGGCGAGCAGCCGCCUGGAAUUUAUUGUUUUUAUUGCCCGCAGAAGUCGCCACGGUGGCUCAGGCGGGGGGACAGGGCAGCGGAGGGGCUAAACAACGACGGAGGGUCCCAAAGAUGUUCAACAAAUUCGCCUCGAUCCUACAGCAUGCGGUGGAAGCGAUUGACAACUGGAGUGGUGAUCUGGAACCUCGUCUGGCACCAAACCUUCCCCUGCAGGAGGAUUUUGUCUACCACUGGAAAUCCAUCACUAAAUAUUACAUAGACAAUACAGAUGACAAGCGUCCGGUGGACCAGACCAACAUCCCGUCUCACCUGGAGCAGAUGUUGGAGAUCCUGAUCCAGGAGGAGGAGGAGAGGGGGGAGGCGGGGCCGUGCAUGGAGUAUCUCAUGCAGCAUAAACUCCUGGAGACCCUCCACACACUCGGCAGGGCAGAUUGCCCACCUGGAAUGAAGCAGGAAGUUUUGGUGUUUUUCACAAAACUUCUGGGGAAAAUUCAGCAGCCGAUCCUACCACAUGUCAACGUGCACAGACCAGUCCAUAGGCUGAUCCGAGUGUGUGGUGAAGUACAGGCAGCACCAACAGAAAAUGAAGAAAUCCAGUUUUUAUGCACACUGUGUGCCAAACUUAAGGACAACCCGUAUCUAGUCAACUUCUUCCUACAGGGUGUGGAACUUACCAAGUACAGUAGUGAGGCCCCGCCCAAAAGUGAAAGCACACCAUCAUCAUCGCCCAGUAAAGGCUCUGAUUCGUCGUCAGGCAGCGAGGGGUGUCCGGAGUACAACAUCAUCGACUCAUUACUGAGUCUGACACAGAGUCCCGACAGCAGAAUAGCGGUGAAGUCAUGUGAAGGUCUGAUGCUCCUGGUCAGCCUCCCAGAGCAGGCCGCAGCAGACUGUGCAGUGAAACACACACGGCUGUGUGAGGUACUGACAGACAGACUGAGCCUGCUGCACAGAGCUCUGCCUGCCACCAUGGAGCCAAUCGACAUAGAGUCUGUAGAGGCCAAAUGGGGGUUAGAUUUUAGUGACAAAGAUGACGCUAACCAGUUCCCGGGAAAACGACAACUGACGUCUUUCCUUUCAUGGCUGGACUACUGCGAUCAGCUGAUCAAAGAAUCUCACAAAACCAUAGGUGCUGCCCUGGCCUUCGCUGUGAAAGAGAGGUUUUUUGUUCCAGUGUUCGAGCCUCAAAUCAUGCAGGCGUCAGAGGUCGGGGCACUCACAGCAACAGCCCUGCUGACCCAGUGUCUGAAGAUGGUCACCUCAGAACAUCUGCUGCAUGAACUAGUGAUGUUUUGCCUGGGAGAGUGCAGGGACAUGGAGAUGCCUGGAGACGCGGCCAGGAGACACAAACUGAGACAUCGGGUCAUUGAGAGGUGUGAUCAUCUGUCGGAUGAGUUGAGCCUGGUGUCCCUGAGGCUAUUUGAAGUCCUGCUGCAGAAGCCCCAGGAACACGUCACGCACAGUCUGGUCCUGGCAAACCUGGAGGAGAGGGGGUACUACGACAUCAGCAAAGAAGAUGUCACUCAACCCGGUAGUCAUGACAACAGCCUCAAUGUCAGUAAAGACAGCAACCCCAAAAACCAAGAGCCUGCUACUAGUGACUCUGUUAAUAACGAAGGGCUAAAUGUUAAUCAAAGUCCUGAUAGUGAGAGUGGUACCCAAGCAAAUCAGGGCCCUAGUGAGACUAGUCAACAGGACAACCAAGAUGCCAAUCAACCUAGUAACCAUGACAACCAGGAACAUGUAGCAAAUGGACUGUCCACAUCACCUCCUGUGACACCCACAACACCCACUUCACCUGAUGACAUAGAGGACUGGUUGAAUGAGGAGAAGUGGUCUCCCCAGAAGGACUCCCCCACUAAGGACAAGGACGGGUCCCCGGUACACAAGGUCGUCAACACCUUCCUGUUCCUGGUACCAGAUGAGAUCAAGUCGUCAUCACAAGUAGAAGGGACGGGAUACGACAUGUACCUCAGGGAUGCCCACAGACAGUUCAGAGAGUGCUGUAUCAGCUCUGUCAACUGGGACUGGCCGAGUGUUGUGAAACCCCUGCACAAGUGUCGUACUGACAUCCACUUCUACGAAGGGUCUCUCCUCAAGGUGUUAUUCGACAAGCUGUCCAGAGUCUUGGACCAGCCAUACGAUGUGAACCUCCAGGUGACGUCCGUGCUGUCUAAGCUGGCCCUGCUGCCCCACCCCCACCUGCACGAGUACAUGCUGGACCCCUGUAUCCCCCUCACCCCCGGGGUCAGGUCACUGCACUCUGUACUCAAGAGGGUGGCAGCUGACCUGAUGUUACGAGCCCAGCGGAUCCCAGACUUCAACAGGAAACUGGUGAUGGUGAGGCAGCAGCUCAUGGGGAUGGCUCCGGCUGAGAAUGUUGACCACAGGACUCUGCUGGAGGGUGCGAUUGUCCUGGAGGAGUUUUGUAAAGAGCUAGCCGCCAUCGCCUUCGUCAAGCACCACGCGACAUCCUCACAAAACUUCCUACAAAAAUAGGUUUAGCUGCAGUAGUUUUAGUUUGCAGUAGCUGGUUCAGUUCUCUUCAGUCUUACUACUUGUAUUGGCCAGAAAAUUGGCCAGUUCUGGGAGCUUGGGUAUAUAGUUUAUUUAGUUUUAAACAACACUUGGAGUUACAUAUGCGAGGCUUAGGUGUAAUAAAUCGUAAUAAAAUAUUCCAAAAGGCAGUUAUUGAAACAGAUACAGUGGUGAAAUGAAAUAUGGUGAUGGUGUAUCGAUCGGUGUGAGAAAUCGGUAAAUCCAAGACAGUUUCUGGAUUGGUGAAGUUAUGCACAUUACAGUUUAGUUUCCUCAACAAGACACACCCAUAAAAUUAAGUUGCUAGGUACAGACAAGCAUAUGGGACUGAAAGCAGUGAAAACUGGAUGGUGGAAAAAAAGCAAUGUGUUAUUCAAGAAAUACAUGAAGAAAUUCAUGGCUAGAGUAAUUCUUGCACCUUUCUGUACUGAUGCUAGGUUGACACAACUGAAAACUCCUUAGUCUCAUCCAGAUACAAGUAUUUUGUAUGUAAGAAGUCUAUUUUUCAGUUUACCCAUUCUUGUGGAAAGCUAGUCUGACCGACUUCAUUUUCCAGCGUUAUGAAGGGAUAUUGAUAUCAAUGACCAGGCUGUAGUGGAGUGUCAUAUUGUGAGUCUGAAAGAAGUGUUACAAGUCGGUUUUGAGUAUUAUGUAUUAUUGGUAUGGCUUCAACAUACAUGUACUAUUUGUAGUACCAGUAUUCACUGCCUGGUCUAGCCUUCCAAAUAACUCCAAAAGUGAUCUUAUGUCACAUUAUUUAAGCUCAUGUUUUCUUGUAUAUAGUUAUUACGUUACAGAAGAAUGAUAUUCGGUUUAAAUUAGUUUAGUGGGUAAAAAUUGGAUAGUUGGGCCAAUAUGGUGCAGAUGUGCCACUGUCGCUAGCUUUCCUCUCAGUAUUUUAUGUAUUCACUUUACCUGUUUAGCAUAUAUCUGUUAAUUUCUUUCCCUUGUUAUGCAUUUAAUUUGUAUUCGAAAUAUAUGAUGUACAUGCAUGUACCAAUGUUUGACUCUCGGUAGUUGUGUGAAAGAAAAUCACUUUUUUAGCCUAGAAUGACAUUUAACUUGUGCCCAGCUGUGAAUGUUUUCGUGCAUCAAAUUUGUAUUGAUUACAGCAUGAGUCAGCAAUGAGAGGGAUAAGUAUAACUGCUUGUGAGUAAUUUUGUGUGCAAUAGAAAAAAUCAUUACCAUAAUUUGUACAGCAGCACACUUCUGUCAAAACCUAUAGAUAAAGAAAUGUACAUGUACAAUGUCAUCCAAUAUUUGACUAAAAUUGCCUCUCUGCAGUAACAUUCAAGUAAUGUGAUGCUUGCAGAAUUUUCUAACAGCAAAAAUACAUGUAGUUAUUUGUGUACAAAUAGAAAAUAAUUGGCAUUUUUCAAAACUGUUUGCUAUUGUCUCAAAAUUCCAUCCUGGCUAAUAAAAUUUUUAGAAUUGACCCCAUACAAAAUUAAAGCUUUGCCAAAAUUGCUAAUAUUAUAAUAUAAAAAAUUAAAGUACUUCAUGAUAAAAGUAGAUACCUGUGCUUACAAACUUCUUCAAUUAACUUUAAGAAAUAUUCCUUUGUCUACUAGUAUUUUACGUUUUGAGAUUAGAAUAACAGAUCCAAUGUUCCCCAUAUCUGUACAUAAAUCUACGGUUUCUUGCCACAGUGAAGACCUUCAUGAGAAGGAUCUUACCCCAGGAACACAUUGUAAACUUUCUGCAUUCUUUAGUCAAACAUUUAGGAACUUGGUAAAGGUUAUGCUUAGAAAAUUUCAUUAGCACAGAGACCAAGGACUUCUUACAACUUAUUUAUUCUCAUGGACAUCAAAUAAAGCUAAUUUUAAGUACACAGAACUUGUAUGCUUCACUUCUUUAUUUGGUAGAAAACUUGACAUAACACAGAGCCUAUGGAAUGAGAGCUACUAGAGUUCAGUUAUCAGACACAAACUACACGAGCAAUAUUACACCUUUUCAAUGAGGCUACCGGUAAUUCAUUGACCUACUUUGACUAAAUUUCAAAAAUAGUUGAAUAGAUGUAGUCAACAGCUCAGUAAAGUUAACUGACAUCUUACGUGCUGCAAUACAUUUGUGCUGUAUUAAAAACCAAACAUGUACAGACAUCCCAAAACAAUGUCAACAUUGCACUGUUUGCACAUUUAGCAACUGCAUCUAAUACACAUUUAGAGGCUAAUGGUACAUGUUAGCCUUCCCUCUGCUGCAGUGUUCUAUCUGUAGUAGCACAUAUGGCAACGCCUUUUCUGCCCCUAUUGCUGCAGUGUCAUACUUCAGCAGCUGCUGCAGGAUUUGAUGCAGCUGCACAUGUACCCCCUACUGUAGCUGCAGCACA
Molecule: messenger RNA, 4898 nt
Organism: Branchiostoma belcheri (Belcher's lancelet)
Lineage: Eukaryota; Metazoa; Chordata; Leptocardii; Amphioxiformes; Branchiostomatidae
Product: protein FAM160B1-like
Exons: 20
Coding region: 143-2530 (795 amino acids)
Source: RefSeq, a predicted model, not a curated record